This is a messenger RNA of Lachancea nothofagi CBS 11611, 975 nucleotides long. The record is from the annotation of a GenBank genome assembly. Lineage: Eukaryota; Fungi; Ascomycota; Saccharomycetes; Saccharomycetales; Saccharomycetaceae.
AUGGCGGCACAAGUAUCAGAGGUGCUACAGCAAGAUUACCGUUUAAAAGAGGCCGAACCGGAACAUUGUCCUGGCCCAGAAUCCGAAAAUGCAGGUCAAGGCGAUGCCUGCAACGGCUGUGCCAAUAAAGAUAUCUGUGAGAGUCUUCCGAAAGGUCCUGAUCCCGAUAUCCCAUUGAUAACAGAGAAUUUGUCACAAAUUAAACACAAAAUACUAGUUUUAUCUGGCAAAGGGGGCGUAGGAAAGUCUACUUUCACAGCCAUGCUUUGUUGGGCUUUGUCAUCGGACGAAGAUCUGCAGGUUGGAGCAAUGGAUCUCGAUAUCUGCGGACCGUCUCUGCCCCGAAUGCUAGGAUGCAAUAGCGAGACCGUGCACGAAUCUAACUCCGGGUGGUCCCCCGUCUAUGUGGCCGAUAACCUUGCUACAAUGUCUAUUCAAUACAUGCUUCCAGAAAACGACUCAGCGAUCAUAUGGCGAGGUUCCAAGAAAAAUGCUCUAAUCAAAAAAUUCCUCAAAGAUGUAGACUGGGACGUCUUAGACUAUCUAAUAGUGGAUACGCCUCCAGGAACAUCAGACGAACACAUCUCAAUCAAUAAAUUUAUGAAAGACUCUGGUAUCGAUGGAGCUUUGAUCGUUACAACUCCGCAGGAGGUGGCACUUCUAGAUGUCCGCAAAGAAAUUGAUUUUUGUAGGAAAGCGGGUAUUAAAAUUUUGGGGCUGGUCGAAAAUAUGAGUGGCUUCGUAUGCCCCAAUUGCAAAGGGCAAUCACAAAUAUUCAAACCUACCACUGGCGGAGGACAAAAAUUGUGUGAAGAACUAGUCAUUCCAUUUUUUGGAUCAGUUCCACUUGAUCCUAGAGUUGGUAAGUCAUGCGAUGAAGGACAAAGUUUCCUCGACGGAUACCCGGAGAGCCCAGCUUCGCUUGCAAUUCUCAACGUAGUGGAGCGGCUCCGUGAUGCAGUUGGUGACAUUUAA